AUGAACCCAAAAAAUUCGGAGUUAGUAUAUGGCAGUCCUUAUGCUAUAACUGCCGACGACAAUUCAGAAUGUUUUGAUAGAGAGCUGAAAACAAGAUGUGCUACUCCAGGUAAAAAAAUUAGUGAAAAGAAUCAACUGAUUUAUGAUCAGGAAACUUUACACAGCGCCGAUCGCCUUCCAGGAUACAUAGAAAUCCCUGAUGAUGAUAUCACCACUGUAUUCACCGACGACCCAACACUUCUUUCCAACAGCCCUUAUCCAGAAGUUAGACAAAAUGUUCCGUUGGAUGACGAAGAAGUCAGACUCAAUCACUGGAGAACAUGGUUUCUUGUCACCGUAUUUGUCGCGAUCUUUGCUGCCAUCAACCAAUUCUUCUCAUUAAGAUACCCGACUCUCAGUGUUAACUUCAUCGUUGCCCAAGUGAUUUGCUUUCCUGUUGGUAACCUCUUUGGAAGGCUCCCUGAUAUACAAUGUCACAAAUGCAGGUUCUUCGAUUUGAAUCCCGGUGGAAAAUUCUCCAAAAAAGAACAUGCAUUGAUUACCAUUUGUGUCUCGCUAACAUCAUCGACCGCAUACGCCAUGAAUAUCUUGAUUGCUCAAACAAAUUUCUACAAUAUGGAUGUGAAUUUUGGAUACGAAAUCUUGCUCGUUAUGUCCACUCAAAUGGCCGGUUAUGGGUUGGCUGGGCUCACCAGAAGAUGGAUCGUGUAUCCGGCCUCUGCGAUUUGGCCGCAAACUUUAAUCUCGGUUUCCUUGUUUGAUGCCCUUAACGAUAAAGGCCUUGACAGAACUAUUGUCAACGGAUGGAAGGCUUCUAGGUAUAAAUUUUUUUUGGUGGCUUUCUGCAUUUCGUUUGUUUGGUAUUGGUUUCCUGGAUUCUUGUUCAAAGGUCUAGGUUAUUUCUCGAUUGUUUUGUGGGGACCAUUAACAAGAAACAAUUUUGUGGUGAAUUCUUUGUUUGGAGUUGAAUCGGGGCUUGGUUUAUUGCCAAUCACUUUUGACUAUACUCAAAUCUCGCAAGCCAUGUCUGGCUCGGUUUUUGCUACCCCAUUCUGGGUUGUCGCCAAUACUUAUGGUUCGGUGUUCUUGUUUUUUGUAUUGAUUUUGCCAAUAUUAUACUACACUAAUACGUGGGAUGCUAAGUAUAUGCCAAUGAUUUCUAGCAGCACCUUUGACAAUACUCAAAGUAAGUUUAAUGUCUCAAAAGUUUUGAACCCAGAUUAUACCAUCAACCUUCAGAAAUAUAAAGAAUACUCCCCUAUUUUCGUUCCAUUUUCCUACUUAUUAUCUUAUGCUUUAAACUUUGCUGCAGUGGUUGGGAUUUUCGUUCACACUUAUCUUUAUCAUGGCCAUGAAAUUUGGGAAAAAUUGAAGAAUGCAAAGAAUGGUGGUGAGGACAUUCACAAAAGAAUGAUGAACAAGUACAAAGAAGCUCCAGAUUGGUGGUAUGCAAUAGUUUUCGUUUCAACUGUUGGCUUGUCAUUUUUGUGUAUUUGUAUUUGGCAAAAACAGUUCCCUGCUUGGGGUUUGGUGAUUGCUUAUAUGAUUUCUAUCAUUAAUUUCGUUCCUCAAGGGGUUUUGGAGUCUAUAACUAAUCAACAUGUCGGAUUGAAUAUCAUUACUGAAUUGGUUGCUGGAUAUAUGAUGCCUCUUAGACCAAUGGCGAAUCUCUUGUUUAAGCUUACAGGUUAUGUCACCACAACUCAAGGUCUCUCUCUUUCAAAAGAUCUUAAGCUUGCUCAAUACUGCAAAAUCCCACCAAGAAUUUUGUUUUUCGCCCAACUUUAUUCCACCAUUAUUGCCAGUUUCAUUAUGGUCGGGCUUCAAGAUUGGAUGAGAAAGAAUAUCAAGGGUGUCUGCACUACUGACCAACCUGAUGGAUUCAUAUGCAGUGAUGGUCGCACUGUUUUCAAUGCUUCUAUCAUUUGGAGUUUGCCAGGCCAUUUAUUCAGUUUUGGAAAGAGGUAUCAUUCCAUUACUUGGUUCUUCCUCAUUGGUGCAUUCUGUCCAGUGAUAACUUGGCUACUUUGGAGAAGAUAUCCAAAUAAGUGGUAUGGAAAACUUAGUGCUCCUGUUUUCUUCACCGGUCCAGGAAACAUUCCUCCUAGCACAGUGUACAACUACAGUCUUUAUUUCGUGGCUUCAUUCUUCCUCAACAAGUUCAUUGGGGGUAAAUGGCCUAGAUGGCAUGCCAAGUAUAAUUACGUUAUGGGUGCUGCCGUAGAAGCCGGUGUUGCUGUGGCUACAGUGGUAAUUUUCUUGUGUAUUACGUAUCCGGGGGUCACUUUAACGUGGUGGGGAAAUCAAGUUUAUAAGGAUACUCUUGACUGGAAAUCAAAGCCAUAUUAUACUGUGAAAUCAGGCGAAACCUUUGGACCAUCUAGCUGGUUGUGA
Saccharomycopsis crataegensis is the source of this 2394-nucleotide messenger RNA. RefSeq names its product oligopeptide transporter OPT1 (gene OPT1). NCBI's taxonomy places the organism in Eukaryota, Fungi, Ascomycota, Saccharomycetes, Ascoideales, Saccharomycopsidaceae. Gene Ontology annotation, biological process: transmembrane transport. The record is from RefSeq and is a predicted model, not a curated record. Bases 1 to 2394 code for a protein of 797 amino acids. Gene Ontology annotation, cellular component: plasma membrane. Gene Ontology annotation, molecular function: oligopeptide transmembrane transporter activity. The transcript has a single exon.